Messenger RNA from Seminavis robusta, 759 nucleotides. NCBI's taxonomy places the organism in Eukaryota, Bacillariophyta, Bacillariophyceae, Naviculales, Naviculaceae. The record is from the annotation of a GenBank genome assembly.
AUGUCGUCCGUGCAGGAAUCGCUCUUCCUCUCUCGAAUCAACCAAGCAUUGGAUAGAGCCUGUCGGUAUUACAAGCUGGAUCCGGACAACCUCUGGUCUAGUUGGUGUAAGGAGGCGAAGAAAGGAUUCUUGAAGGGUUCUAACACGGUCGGCCUCCCCACGCCUGCUAUCUUGCGAUACGGUGGUGAUGUCAAUAACGUCAUGAUGGAUAGCCGCUGUCUUAUCGAUCACAUCAACAAUGUGAUCUCCAUCGGCCAUGUGAACAACUCCCAGCUCCUCCAAAACAAGAACAAACUCAAUGAUAUCCAUCAUGCACUCACGGUCCAGACCCCACGCACGAUGGACUUUCUAAUUAAGAAGGUAUCAUACAUUGAGAGCACGGUGCGGCGGCUCGAAGACGCCUUUGUUGGAUCACCCCACGCACCAACCAAACCACCACCCCGUGUCCGCGCUGCCAGGUUCUCUGUCUCCAGUAAGGGCCUGCAAGCGUAUAAGACUUUAUCGUCACUAACCACUGCUUUCUUUGUUGAGGAUUUCCCCGCGGGCUAUAAGCGCGACAAAGACCAUGCGGACUGGCAAAACGAAGAGUUCCAAAACCCAUUGAAGAAAUUGUUCUGCAAGGUCAAGCGUGCCGUCCGACUCGUCCUCCUUUUUUCCGAUUCCUACCCUCAGCCCAACCUCCCUAAGGCUGCCAUCAGGGGCCUCGCGGAAGCCGCGGAGAAGGAAUUACGCGUUGCCCUGGGAGCGAAGGAGAAUGAC